This is a messenger RNA of Tyto alba (common barn owl), 1286 nucleotides long. Its product is annotated as transmembrane protein 14C. Lineage: Eukaryota; Metazoa; Chordata; Aves; Strigiformes; Tytonidae. Gene Ontology annotation, cellular component: mitochondrial membrane. The transcript is spliced from 5 exons. The coding region runs from base 454 to 774 and encodes 106 amino acids. The record is from RefSeq and is a predicted model, not a curated record. Gene Ontology annotation, biological process: regulation of heme biosynthetic process.
AAUGUUCGAUGGUAACAGUAUACUGUAAGAUGCAGAGUUUUCAGAAGGAUCCUUUCUCCAAGUAGAGCUGAACAAUGCAAAUCAGUCCUCAAACUUGUUCCAUUUCUGGGCUCUGCAUCAUAAACUUACCCUCUGACCUACUGCUUUCACCUCCUGACCUUUUUCUGAGUUUGUCCUCCUCUGGACAGAUCUGUGGAUUUGUCCCUGCUGCAAUACUGUUUCUUUCAGCUUCAGAACUCCCUAUGUCAUCUUAGUGAUUGUGGUGUGAAGGUGCAUUGCUGAAGUCAGUAAGAACCUUACCGGUGCAUUUGACUACAUAGAGGAUAGUGCUUAUUCCAAUCUGUUUUCUAUUGGCUUGAUUUAUCGUUUGAGCUGUGAGUGGAGUUCAGGGCAGAAAGGACAAUACUGAGAACUUCAGUAACUAAUUGCAUCUUGUGUUUCUCUGAGGCCAUUAUGAAAUGUUCUCUGGGUCCCAGUGUGUUGAGACUCAGGAACUUCCUGAGCCAGAGGUGCUGUGGUUGUCCUGGUAGUGUGCCAUCGCUAGCUGCUGGCCUUUUCUUUGGGAGUUUGGCUGGACUGGGCGCCUAUCAGCUCUCACAGAAUCCAAGUAAUGUUUGGAUUUCUCUGAUUACAUCUGGAACACUGACUGCUGUCAUGGGAACAAGAUUUUACAACUCUGGAAAAUUCAUGCCUGCUGGGCUAAUUGCUGGUGUCAGUUUGCUAAUGGUUGGAAGAUUAGCACUGAAGAUGGUGGAAAAGCCCCAUGAUAAGUAACUGUUCUUUUAUAUUUAAUAUCUGGAUAAGGAAACCUGAUAAUGAAGUUGCAUGAAUGCAGAAGCAAGAAGAUGGAACAGUUUUCUAUAUCAAGACAAUUCUUUUCCUUUUUUUAUAUAAGGGGGAAUGGAAUGAUGAGACAGUUUAUGUACGAGGUGCCAUUGUUUCAGUGAUCUGGUAGAGCUAUUAUUGUGUAGUGAGAAAUUGGUCCUGGCUUUGUUUUUUUUCCAGACAAAUUUCAGCAUAUUUUAACACUUCCAGUUUUUGUAUUCCAAAAUACAUAUAUGAGGCAGAGAGGACCUAUAAUUAAGAAAACGUCCACAAAAAGACACCCAGAGUAAUUUGCUAAAUACAACAGUUUACGUCAUAAUACUGGGCGUUACAGUGUGCUUUACCUGUUGCAUUCUGAGUAGAUACACCAUGUCUCUAUAACACCAAACAGAUAUCACCUUUUAUUGUGAAAUGAUGCUGAAAUGUUGCUUUUCUACAAGUAAAAUCUGUUAAAAACCUUU